Messenger RNA from Aplosporella prunicola CBS 121167, 1694 nucleotides. RefSeq lists its product as uncharacterized. The record is from RefSeq and is a predicted model, not a curated record. The transcript is spliced from 2 exons. Gene Ontology annotation, molecular function: heme binding; oxidoreductase activity, acting on paired donors, with incorporation or reduction of molecular oxygen; iron ion binding. The coding region runs from base 1 to 1644 and encodes 547 amino acids. NCBI's taxonomy places the organism in Eukaryota, Fungi, Ascomycota, Dothideomycetes, Botryosphaeriales, Aplosporellaceae.
AUGUCGAGCGUCGCUUGGAGAACAAUUUUUGCCACAUCCGUCUUUUCAUCUUUUGCCCUCGUUCGAUAUGUGCCAGAGCUCCUGCCCAGUCCUAAACCGACAUUUAUAGCAACCUUCGCUCAGAUUUGGGCAGCACAAGUCACAAUAUGGGUACUGUGGAAGGUAUUCCUAAAGCCGAAGUACCUGUCGCCAUUGAAGCAUCUUCCUGGGCCUAGCGGAGGAUCUUUUUGGAAUGGGCAAUUUAGGAUGGUUUAUGGCCUCGGGACGGGCGAAGCAGAAGCCAAAUGGAUGGAAUCUGUCCCUAAUAACGGGUUUAUUCGAUAUCUAUCGCAACUCAACCAAGAACGUCUCAUUGUAACAUCUCCCACCAUCAUUGCCGAGAUAUGUAUGAGAAGCUACGAAUUUAUUAAGCCUCCCGUACUUAUCCUCCUGGCCGGACGACUACUCGGAAUAGGCCUUGUUCUUUCUGAGCGGGACCAGCACAAGAGACAACGCAAAAUGUUCUUGCCAGCUUUUGCGCCCAAGCAUAUCAAGGAACUGUAUCCGACUUAUUGGGCAAAAGCGAAGGAAGUAACUGCAAAGCUAACAGACCAUCUACGCCACAACGAUUCUGCUUUCGAAGUAGGCCAUUGGGCAUCGAGGUCGGCCUUAGAUAUCAUCACUCUGGCGGCCUUCGGCAAAGAUUUUGGCGCCAUUCAGGAUCCGGAAUCUCCUCUCAGCAAGGUCUAUCGGACUGUUUUGACACCUACUAGAGGUUUCCUGAUAUUGACUAUGCUAAAAAUACUUGUUCCGGCAUGGAUUGUUGGCCUGAUACCCGUUAAAUACAACACCUACCAAGAUGAGGCAGUCAAAACGAUCCGGAGAACUUGCCGUGAGGUUCUUCACGAGAAGAAGCACAAGCUUGCAAACAAGUCACUCGAAGACAAGGACAUUCUCAGCGUCUGCCUCAAAUACGAAGAGGUUGCGCAUGUAGAUGAGGAAGCAGUGAUCGACCAGAUGACAACCUUCCUUGCAGCGGGCCAUGAAACAAUUGCCGUCGGCAUCACUUGGGCCAUUUACAUGCUCUGUGUACACCCCGAGUGGCAGUCUCGGCUUCGAGACGAAGCUCGCACAACCAUCUCACCUCCUACUGGCAAUAGUCAAGUCACAAGCACCGACGUGGAAAGAAUGCCGUACCUGCAAGCUUUCUGCAACGAAGUCCUCCGCUGGUAUCCGCCCAUUCCUGCCACCAUGCGGGAAGCCACCGCGGACUGCGUCUUGGACAAUCAGUUUAUUCCUAAGGGAACGCGUCUUUUCAUUUCUAUCAAAGGCAUGAAUCGUGAUGAGCGUUUUUGGGGACAUGAUGCCAAACUUUUCAAGCCGGAACGCUGGCUCGGCCCAGAUAACCGCUUGGACGCAAUAGGCGGGUGUAAUACCAAGUACGGCUAUCUGUCGUUUAUGCAGGGCCCGCGCAACUGCGUGGCACAGGCAUUUUCCAAGGCCGAAAUGGCUUGCAUGGUCGGAGCUUGGAUAAGUCGAUUCGAGUUCCGACUUGAUAAUGAAAAUCUGUUGGACGAGACCAAGAUGGAAAUCUCAGGUGGUAGUUUCUCAGGGAAGCCAUUACAUGGGCUUCAUGUGAAAGCAAGGAUUUUGGAGGAUUGGUAAAUGAUACUUUGGACAAAUGAGUUAGCAUGUAGUUAACAAGUAUAUCGCCG